AUGAAGACCACUACUACCAUUUUCUGCCUGGCCCUUCCCCUUCUCGCCAGCGCAGCCCCAAACCUCAACAAAAGAGUGAUGUGUAAUGUCUUUAACAACGAUGGCCCUGUGCACUGCAGAAGCAGUCCGCACUUUAGCGCCAAAUCAGUUACCACGAUCGGUGAUGGAGAUGCUUGGGAUUUUUCUUGCUACAAGUCGGGAGACUGCUACGAAGGGGUUUGUUCUUGGGAUUAUAACUGGGAACUGAAAUGUUAUAUCAAUGGAUUUUAUACUUCAGACCAGUGCAAUUCCAGUAAUGCCACCUUUUUCUCGAAUCUUCUGGGUUAUGCGACUGACAAGUUAUGGCUUUCUGGCAGAAAAUCUUCCCAAGUGUUAAUUUCGGCACAUAUUCACAGUUAUAAUAUGAGAGGCAUUUUAAGUUACAUGCUGGGGCAAUAUUUUUCCGCAUGA
Trichoderma virens Gv29-8 is the source of this 450-nucleotide messenger RNA. RefSeq lists its product as uncharacterized. The record is from RefSeq and is a predicted model, not a curated record. The transcript is spliced from 3 exons. Bases 1 to 450 code for a protein of 149 amino acids. Lineage: Eukaryota; Fungi; Ascomycota; Sordariomycetes; Hypocreales; Hypocreaceae.